AUGAUUCUUCCCGCCUGCACAGCAACCCCAACUCAACUCCCCAAAAAACAACCACCCAUCACUACUCCUAUUCCAAAACACCACAACAAACACUCGGUUUUGCUGAAAAGCAGGAAAGAGCAAAUAGACCAAACUGUGUUAUGGACCUCUUCUAUAUCCCAACGCUGCCGAAAUGGCCAGCUGGCUCAAGCUGUCUCACAGUUCAUCCAAAUGAGACGAGCCCGGGUCGAACCAAACCACAUCACAUUCGUCACACUCCUCUCCGGCUGUGCUCACUUUCCCGCCAAAGCAGCAUUCUUCGGGCCCUCGCUUCAUGCUUAUGUAUGUAAACUGGGAUUAGAUAGGACUAAUGUCAUUGUGGGAACAGCUCUAAUUGAUAUGUAUGCAAAGUCUGGUCGGGUGGAGUUUGCUAGAUUGGCUUUUGGAGGGAUGGAGGUGAAGAAUUCGAUGAGUUGGAAUACUCUGAUUGAUGGGUAUAUGAAAAUGGGGAAUGUGAGGGAUGCAGUUGAGGUGUUUGAUGAAAUGCCUAAGAGAGAUGCGGUUUCGUGGACCACUUUAAUUGGCGGGUUUGUGAAGAAAAGGCGGUAUGAGGAUGCGCUGGAGUGGUUUCGUGAGAUGCAGGUCUCAGGUGUGGAACCAGACUAUGUGACCAUAAUUGCUGUCAUUGCUGCUUGUGCUGAUUUGGGAACUCUUGGGUUGGGAUUGUGGGUGAAUCGGUUUGUUACGAAGCAACAUUUUAGACACAAUAUUCGGAUAAGUAACUCGUUGAUUGAUAUGUAUUCUCGGUGUGGAUGUAUUGAUUUUGCUAGGCAAGUGUUUGGGAACAUGCCCAAUCGGACCUUGGUUUCUUGGAACUCGAUGAUUGUGGGUUUUGCCGUGAAUGGGCAUGCAGAAGAAGCUCUUGAAUUCUUCCACCAGAUGCAGAAGGAAGGGUUUAAACCAGACGGUGUCAGCUUCACUGGGGCUCUUACUGCAUGCAGCCAUGCUGGUUUGGUCGACGAGGGGCUCCAUUUCUUUGAUAAAAUGAAGAGGAUUCACAAAAUAACCCCAAGAAUUGAGCAUUACGGCUGCAUAGUUGAUCUCUAUAGCCGUGCAGGGAGGUUGGAAGAUGCCUUGAGUAUAAUAGAGAAUAUGCCCAUGAAGCCAAAUGAAGUGGUUUUAGGUUCUUUGCUAGCUGCUUGUAGAACUAGUGGGAAUGUUAACUUAGCUGAAAGACUAAUGAAGUACCUCUUCAAGCUGGAUCCUGGUGUUGAUUCGAAUUAUGUGCUCCUUGCCAAUAUAUAUGCAGCAGACGGUAGGUGGGAUGGUGCAAGCAAGGUUAGAAAAACUAUGAAAGAUCUCGGAAUCCAGAAGACUCCGGGUUUUAGUUCAGUUGAGAUUGACUGUGACAUUCAUGAAUUUGUGGCUGGUGAUAAAUCUCAUGUUGAUGCAGAGUAUAUAUAUUCGACACUAGAGCUUCUCUCUUUUGAGCUCAAAUUAUGUGGGUAUGUUCCUGAUCAAAUUAUAAGGGAAUAAUACAAGCAUGACUAAAACUUACUGCUAAUCAUGCUUAAUACGAAGACAUAUCAAAUGCACUUCAUGAGUUGCAAUUUAGCUGGCUAGACUUUCAUAGACCAAUAUCUCAAAUCUAGUAAUAUUCAUCGGGGUGAUUACUUACACCCAAAAGUUUGGAUUUUGAGUUGGUUAAACUUGAUCUGGAUGGGGAGAGCUCUGUUGAAAAGUUUUCAGAGACAUUUGGAUACCUUGCACAUGUAUAUACAAGUAAGCGUUUCUUUUAAGUC
Fragaria vesca subsp. vesca is the source of this 1781-nucleotide messenger RNA. Its product is annotated as pentatricopeptide repeat-containing protein At1g05750, chloroplastic-like. The transcript has a single exon. NCBI's taxonomy places the organism in Eukaryota, Viridiplantae, Streptophyta, Magnoliopsida, Rosales, Rosaceae. Gene Ontology annotation, molecular function: protein binding; RNA binding. The record is from RefSeq and is a predicted model, not a curated record. Gene Ontology annotation, biological process: RNA modification. Bases 1 to 1515 code for a protein of 504 amino acids.